AUGAGCCAGUAUACGCUGGAGGAGGUUGAACGGUUCACGGAGCCGGACCCUCAGCUCAAGCCACUAUUUCAAGCCAGUGCUGACUAUGCGGAGUACCAGGCUCGAUACUUGAUGCAGGGCUUUGGGAUUCGUGCUGCCUGGGAGGCGCAGCGGCAGGUGCAGGGUGGUAGAGGUGGGAGGAAAAGUAGGGGAGGAAGAAGAGGAGAUGGAGGAAGAGGAGGUGAGGGCUCCCGUGGCGGUGGUGCAGCUAGAGGAGGAGGAGGAGCUGCUCGGGGGCUACACAGGAAGUCUGUUCGCAUGUCUGUGCAACAUGCUUCUUCCGUUGGCUCUCGAGAGGAGCGUCCAUCAAAGAGACAACGACACUCUAGUGGCACCGAGGAGGAGCCUGUUACCGUUUCAAACGAGACCGAGGAGCCUACGGACAUCGAUCUGGAGGACACCUCCGGUAGCACCAUGCCCAAAGUGACUCGCACUCAGGAGGUCGUUAGCUCUGAGGCGGAGGAAGAGGUCUUCGAGGAGGAUGAGGAGGAAGGUGAGGGCAGAGAUGAGGAUGAGGACUGA
Molecule: messenger RNA, 561 nt
Organism: Rhododendron vialii
Lineage: Eukaryota; Viridiplantae; Streptophyta; Magnoliopsida; Ericales; Ericaceae
Product: U3 small nucleolar RNA-associated protein 25-like
Exons: 2
Coding region: 1-561 (186 amino acids)
Source: RefSeq, a predicted model, not a curated record